GGCUGCUGAUUUGACGCCCAUUUGUGUCCGUCCUGAUUCAGCGGAGUGAAGGUGAACCCGGCCCGUCUCUCUCACCCUAAGCCCACCGUUAGGAGCACUUUCUCCCCCGUUUCCUCCUCCACCUCCUCCUGCACAGGGAUCGUCCACCUCGUCCUGAGCCAUGUCCAUUUUCAGCGACGUCCCACAGGCUCCUCCGGUAGCUGUCUUCAAACUGACGGCUGAUUUCAGGGAGGACAGCCACCCGCAGAAGGUGAAUCUGGGAGUUGGAGGUAAGAGAUGCUACAUGCUACAUGCUAAGUUAGCUUGGUGACAGUGAGUCGUCUCGGCUCUCUCUCUCUCUCUCUCUCUGUGGCUGUGGUUGGUAGCUUUAAUUAGCUGUUUAGCUUUGAGUGAUUCCAAGGUGCGGUGCUGAGUUAUCAUAGUAUUAAACAGUAGCAGCUCUUUGAUUUGACCUUCGCCUCAAGCUAGCAGUGAAGCUAACGCAGACACUGUCUUCCAUUCAUAUUGACCGCUGGAUGUUGUUACUCCUGCCAGCGCAGUAUGAAUGCUACAACUGCUAUAUCUGUGAUAAUGACCGAAACGACACUUGGAAAAAGCAGACCUAUUUAUGACUGCUUUUGUACCAAGUAAGUCUGGCAUUAUGUCAGAUAUUCUCUAGAGCUUUCUCUCUUAUAUUCCCCACUGUCCCUGUGUCCUUGAACGCACCAUUUUCUAAAUAUUACACCCACUGAAGAUGUUAUUUAUUGGUGUAGGGACUAGUUUGGCAACAUCAACGAAGCUAACCUGAUCUUUUAGUCAUGCUGGUCGUAUAACUGACGAAUUAUUGCGCGCUAGCUGUGGUUUAAUAUGUUACUAAUAAUGUUAAGUUAAUGACAGCCCUGUUAGUCAAUACUUAUACUUUAGUCUGGUGCACAGAAUUAAAAGAAAUACAUAUUAAAAUCCCUUACACAGAGAAAACACAUUGCAUAAGAGCAGUAAUAAACAAACAAACAAAAACCAGAUCAAUAAUGGUAACCAAAAGUGUUUUGAUAGUUUUAAUAAGUAGAUGCAGUCAUGUUGCACAGACAACAGAAGUUGUUGUAUAGGAAAGCUGCACUUAAAGUUGGUUGUCCUGUAGUUAGGGCUGGGCGAUAUGGGAAAAAGUUUAUCACAAUAUAUUUUUUUCAUAUUAGGAGAUAUCGAUAUAUAUAUAUAUCACGAUAUAAAAAAUUGGAUUUAACUGUGGUUAUUGGUAGCAUGUCUUUUGCAGUAUAAUAAGCUACUGCACCUGUGAGGUCUUUGCGUCUCUGACUUUUUGUCGUAAGGUGUUACGCUAGAGAGAGCGGACUGACUGGUCGCCUGUUUCAGCUGCACAGGCGCCAUGGGCUCCUUGCUCCGCUCAGGGUUUGUAAACUUUUGCCUUGCACAUGCUCUGCCGUAUGGAACUGGCACAGGUGGUGAAAAAGAUUUGAGGAAUUCCCCGACAUUACGAGAACAUGUACUCGACAUGAUUUGCAGUGCACAUUACUCUGCUUCAUGUCCGACCUCCAAAAAAACUGAAAUACCGUCAACGAUGUCCUCAUCUGUUGAGCCUUCUUCUGCAUUUCUACCGGGGGGAACACUUUUCUUUUUUUUCUCACCGACAGUGCAGUCACCUUCACCUGUUAAAGUGUUAUGGUUGCGUGUAGCUGCAGCCUACUACUACGCAGUUGUUUGCUACUUGGUUCUAAUUCAGCACAUGAUUGGUUCAGCACAAAGCGGACCCAGACCAACCCCCCUUUUCAUUGGCUAUUUGUUAGGGCCACCAAAACAUGGCAGAAUGCCGGCUAUCGGAAAGAACAUUGACCAUGUUUCAUAUUGAUAUGAAACAUUAAUUUACAAUAUAUAUUGUUAUCGUUUUAUCACCCAGCCCUACUUGUAGUAUAUCUAAACACCAAUCCUUGUUUUAGCUGCUAUAGUGUUUGCUCUGCUUUGAAGGAUAAAGCUGCAGGACAGCUGCUUACUAUCAAUCACUGGGCUCCGUAUCUUUGAGUACCUUGUGUAGAUGCCAAGGACACCUCGUAAAUGACACUUUUGUACUUAUAAUCCCUGGAAUAUAAAAAUAAGAGGGUAAAAGAGCUUGGUGUCAUUGCCAUCAGAACUGUCUCCGUACAUGUUUUGCAAACUGUAAACUUCUCUGUCCUCCUCUGACACUGUAAUUUUCAUGUUUGUCCCACUGUUGUUCACUGUAAUGUCGGGGUUUACUCUGCAACACAAAAUGAACUCCUUUUCUGAUUCACUCAGAGUGUGAAGCAUAAAAAAAGUGUAUUAACAGGGGUAGCUAUUGUAACAGUGCAUAUCUGAAAAAAUAAACACCAAUGCUGAGAACUUAUUAGAUUGUGUGUUUCCUUAAUGCCAUAGGAUCUUGACAUCUUUUUGCUCUCUUUGAAUUAUUUUGGGAUUCUACUCACCCACUUAGACAGACAAAUUUAGGAUCCUUCAAGCAGACUUCAUAAGGCCAGGAAAAUAUCAGAGAUAAGCUUUGAUUUGGCAUUAUUGUAUGAGUGUUAUGAAAACCUCAGCAUGAGUUUUUGUUUGAAAGCGACCAAACUCACUCGUACAGGGUUAACAAAGGAGACCUGUGGCGUCAUAUGGGAGUGAACCUCAGCUGCAGCUUUCCUCCUCCUAGUUUCUAAAACGUGUUUGUGUAUGCACCAAACCAAUGUGGCCUUGAAGCAGUUGGCAGUGGACAAAAGUUUCUGUAAGCUGGACCUUUGUGUGCCGUGGCUUUUGGCUUCUGUUCAAUGGGGCUCAGGCACGAGUUGGAGAACAGCACAUAAAUUCAGAUACAUGAUCUGUGAGGAAAGAAGUCACAUUUCACACUCAGCACUAUGACAAAAACGCUCUGCGCUUUGUUUUUCUAGCUGUUUUUUACAUUUUAAUCACUUAAGCUUUAACCUACUGUAAAUAUUUUUAACAGCCGACAUAUGUCCCUCAAGGUGAUUUAUAGAUACAAACUAACAAGCUCCUUAUUUGACCUUUUAGCAGCGUUGACCCUCUGAUCCUCACUUCAGCUGUAGUAAAGGUCUGAUAUAUGAUACAGCUCUGCACAGGCCGGCACACAGUUUGAAGCAGCACAAAUUCUUAAGGAGUCAAAUUUGUGCAACACACACACACAAGCGCCUACAGACAGUGUGUAACAUUAAAUAUCAAAAGUCUUUUUCUAACUCAUCUCCAUUCUUUUCUUGCACUGUGUCCUUCUGUCUUUUCCGUUUCAUAUUUCAGGAUUGUUUUCAUGGUGUAAGUGAGGCUGCAUUACUGUAUUACCUUUUUUUCCCCUCCAGCUUACCGUACUGAUGACUGUCAACCCUGGGUACUGCCGGUGGUGAAGAAGGUGGAGCGGCUGAUCGUGGAGGACAGCAGUCUGAACCACGAGUACCUGCCCAUUCUUGGUCUGCCAGAAUUCCGCUCAGCUUCCUCUAAAGUCGCCCUUGGAGAGGACAGCCCUGCCAUCAAAGACAACAGAGUGAGACACCCUCAUUAAACAUGUUCACAGUGUACACAAGGUGUGCUGUAAAGCUGUCUGAACAUCAGGGACACUUUCUGAAAGGAAGCUUUAAGGAGUAAUACAAACCCAAUGCCAGAGACAGAAAGCAGAAUUUGAUGGUUUUUAAAUCCUUUUUUUUAAUUAAAACUGUACUAAGAGAACGCACCUCAUUUUAAAUUCAAUAAGAGCAACAUUUUAUUAACAUAACAGGACAUUAAAACACAGACAAAAACAAAAAAAGGUCUGUAAAUCAAACAAAAAACCCACAGGAAUAUCUCUGAACAAAAGACGGGACAAGGACUAAAAUCAAUACUAGAUAAUCUUGAUCUUCGGGCCCCCAGGAAGCACUGCAUCAAAAACUGACAGGACUGUGUACUGGAAGUCACUGCAUGGGCUCAAAAUCCUUGUCUAUGAACACAGUUCAUCACUGCAUCCACAAAUAAUGUUAUAACUGAACCAUGCAAAGAGGAAACCAAACAUGAUCCAGAAACAUCAGAGACUUCUCUGGACCUGAGCACAUUUCAGAGGAAAACUGUCCUUAGGGCUGAUGAAUUAAAAUUUGACAUUCUAUUUGGAAAUCAUGGAUUCUUUAUCCCUGUUUCUAAAGAGUAAAGGGUCUGUCCGACUGGUUCUGAGCCCCCAGUUCAAAGCCAGCACCCCUGAUGGUCAGGGGAUCAUAAGAGUCCAUGUCAUGGGUAGCUUCCACAUCUGUGAAGGGUCCAUUAAUGCUGAACAGUAUCUACAGGUUUAGAGGCAGCAUCUGCUGCCAUCCAGACAAAGACUUUUUCAGGGAAGGCCUUCAUAUUUGAGCAAGACAGUAACAAACCACAUUCUGCAUGUGUUACAACAGCAUGGCUCUGUAGUAGAAGAGUCCUGCUACUGAACUGGCCUGACUGCAGUCCUGACUUGUCACCUGUUUUUAGAAACAUUUGGAGCAUCAUGACACUAAAAAUAGGACAAAGAAGAUCCUGAUCUGUUGAAGGUUCACAAAACCUUUCAAAAACUGAUCAUUCAAAAAGGUUUUGGUUUGACGUUUGUAUUAAAAUAUUUAUUAAUGAAAUAUAGUGUUUGUUUAUUUUUGCAAACUUUUGAAACUGUUUUGCAUUUUCAAGUUGUCUCUUUAGGCAGAUCUCUAAAUUCCUCUCCAAAGACUUAGGCUUCAUCCUGUUGUUUUCUCUCUCAGGUGGGAGGGGUCCAGGCUCUGGGUGGGACAGGUGCAUUGAGGAUUGGGGCAGAAUUCCUGCGGCGUUGGUACAACGGCGUCAACAACACAGCAACACCUGUCUACGUCUCUGCACCUACCUGGGGUCUGUACACAGCUGUGACCCUGAAAGACUGAAUCCUAGAUGAUUUACUUUGGGUUCAACCUAAAGUUAAUUUUUUUAAGGAGUUUUAGUAAAUGUUUGUAUUGUUAUUGGCGCAACAGGAACGCAUCCACUUCUUGUUGUAUUUCAGAUUUUAGAAUCACCUGUAUCUUCUCUCCUCACAGAGAACCACAACGCUGUGUUUGCUGAUGCUGGUUUUAAAGACAUCCGGCCAUACCAUUACUGGGACGCUGCCAAUAGAGGUUUGGACCUCGCUGGGCUCCUUGACGACCUGGAGGUGAGAAGGAAACUCUGAUGUUGAUAUCUGAUUUUUAGUUUUUUUAGUCCUUUACCUACACAAGAGUCUUUUAAGGUAGCCUGAUGUGCACCGCCACCUCAAAAAGCAUCAACAUGACACAGACUGGAAGGCCUGUGAUUGGUCCAUUGACUUAUUAUUUUUUUGUCUACAAACAUCACUAAAGCAUGUAGAAGACAAGACAUCAAAGAUUGUUUUGUCUUCAGGGGGGACAAAAUUUACACAAGCUGAAAGUUCCUCCCGAAGCUUUAAAGAAAAUAGGUUACAGGCUAUAAAACAAGAGCACACCUGUACACAUUUAAAAAGGAGAAAGUAGCGGUACCUGACACUGGCUAGUGUUUCUCACAAAGGAUCAUGACUGGAAUUAAAUAAAUUAUGCAGCCCAGGUUUAAGUCCCUCCAGACUUUUAGAGCUUUUCUGAUGUUUUUGCCUGCCUGGCUGUCCUGCUUCAAUCCUACACUUGUCUCAAAGUUGCAUUUAGUGUCAUCCUGUCAUCCAAACUUUGAAGGUCCAGUUUUCUGCAGUAUAAUCAAGAGUUUCUCAUCAAUAACCUCUCAGUUAUUGAUUUUGUGCUUUUACUGUAUAUAAAAUGACCUUUCCUCUCUCAACAGAAAGCUCCAGAACACUCCAUCUUUGUCCUUCAUGCCUGUGCGCACAACCCCACCGGCACUGACCCCAACCAGGAGCAGUGGAAAAAGAUCGCAGAGGUCAUGAAGGUCAGGUGAUGUUCUUGCUGGAACUUUUUAUUAUCUGGUUAAUUUUUUUUAACACUCUGUCCCUUCUGUCGGUAUAUUUCUGCUCUUACACAAAGAAAAGCUGUAGCUUCUACUUCUUAGUUCAGCAGUCAUUAGUAUACUGUUAUUUCCUCAUUCUUUCGCCGUUGCUGUAAACUGCGGUCCUUGUCAUACUUUGUGUUAUUUGUUUUUUUCUAGCGGAGGAAUCUGUUUGUCUUCUUCGAUUCAGCCUAUCAGGGUUUCGCCUCUGGCAGUCUGGAGAAAGACGCCUGGGCCAUCCGCUACUUUGUCUCUGAGGGCUUUGAGCUUUUGGUGGCUCAGUCCUUCUCCAAAAACUUUGGCCUUUACAGUGAGUACACCUUAUCUGUGUGCAGACACGGUCGUGUUGGUGGUUUAGUGCAAUACACGGCUUUUAGGACUGUGAUUUAAAACAUCUCUGUGCCUUACCUGCAGGCCACUUUUGAUCUAAUGUAGUCUGUCUCUCGUAUCAGAUGAAAGAGUCGGUAACCUGACAGUUGUCGCCAAGGACAACGACAACCUGACCCGCAUCCUGUCCCAGAUGGAGAAGAUCGUCAGGACAACUUGGUCCAACCCCCCAUCUCAGGGAGCUCGCAUCGUCAGCAAGACGCUCAACAGCCCCGAGCUUUUCGAUGAAUGGUACGAUCUUUACUGAGUCCUGAAAUCUUCUUCUUCUUGUUUUGCAGCACCAUGGAGCUUUAUUUCAGACAAAUACAAGAAUGUCACUGAUAACAGAGACAAGAUGGUUUUUCAGAGUUUGGUCAUGAGUCUUGCUCGUGAUGUUUAUCGGCUUAAUAAGAUACAAGUCACAUGUGGUCAUACAGCUGUUGAAGUUAGGACUGUAAAAAGACACAAAUAGAAAUGUAGACACCUUGAAGUCUCAUACAUUAAAGGGAUAGUUCGUCUGUCUUUCUUGUGUUUACCGAGUGUGUCCCUGUCAGCUUGGCUCCUUCUGUUGUGAAACCAGCCAGAGAAGCAGAACAGAAGCUAAGCUAACGGCUGCUGCAGACGGAGUCAGCUCCUCUACAUAAUUUAGCUGGUUAAAAAUAACUUAGUGGUCUUAGUGGGUUUGUUCGCUCCACAGUGUUGUAAAGAUAUUCAGCUCUUUACUUUGUCGUCACAAAGCCCUGUUGGUUUCUGUACUAUUCACAGACGCAGUACAGUGCACUGAUGAGCAUCUCAUACAUCAGGUCCUUGACUUAUGAGCCACUGAUGUGUUGUAAUCUUUGAUAUUUUUGCAUCUCAGUUCAGCAGGAUUUGAAGUGCUGAACAGUUUCAAGACGACAUUUUUGUAGUUUAUUAUUUCAGCGCAGUCCUCCUCUCUGUCAGCUAACAGGGUUUUCAGUUUAGGUGGAGAUGUGGUGCGGCUCAUCAGUCCUGUCAUUAUUCUCUCUCGGCUGCAGGAAGAGUAACGUGAAGACUAUGGCAGAUCGAGUCCUCUUGAUGAGGGAUCAGCUGAAGUCCAAGCUGCAGGCCCUGGGGACCCCAGGGACCUGGGACCACAUCACUCAGCAGAUCGGCAUGUUCAGCUUCACCGGCCUGAACCGUGAGUGGAUACACACACACACACGUAUCAAAGAGAAAGUAUCAAGUCAAAGGUACCACCGCUGCCUAUUCAAAGACGCCUUUAUAUUAUUAGACGAUCUGGUUCUGUUUUCUGCAGACUCCAGCACAGCAGGUGGCAGUAUUCACCUUUAAAAUGCAAUCUGAUCUUGUUGAGUGUAGAGGGACAACAGCUAUACAAAUCUGAAAAGUUGUUUUUAAGUGUUGAUAAAGACUUUAAAACUUUAUUUAACUGAAAUUGUGACGACAACAAAUCAAAUCAAAUGUUGAAACUAAAAAAAAAAUCUCUUUUUUCAUGAUAUUUGGACAUUUUUAAUUUGUAAAUUUGUAUUUUGUAUAUUAUUUUUGUAUAGGCCACCAAAACAUGGCAGAAUGAUGACUAUCAAAAAGCACAUUGACCAUGUUUUAUAUUGAUAUCGAGGGAAAUUAAUUUUCAAUAUAAAUGGACCAUAAGAAAGCAUGACAGAGAAUCUCUUCCUCUUUUCCGUGCUCUGUGUGACUGUCUCCACGUCGUUCUGUCUCUGCAGCCAAACAGGUGGAGUUCAUGAUCAAAGAGAAGCACGUCUACCUGAUGGCGAGCGGUCGCAUCAACAUGUGCGGCAUCACCACCAAGAACAUUGACUACGUGGCUCAGUCCAUCCACGAGACCGUCACCAGUAUCCAGUAACGGGCUCGCUCUCUCCGCCCACCACCUGCCUCCUGUACGCCACAGGAAGUACCGUCAUGUGUAUGUUUGACCUGUUGCCCUGCCUUCUCUGCUUAUCCUGCCCUCUCAUUGGUUUAACUGCAGCAGCUAAACCAAUGGGAGGAUUUUCUUUUCUCACAUGAAGGUAAAACCUUUUUGGGAGGUGCAAUGAUUUUUUAGGAAGACACUUGAACGCACACACAGCCAGGCCUCACCGCCAGCAGAGUAAAUAUCUAUCAGGUCUGUUAAUUUGUAGAUUCACUGUUGAUGUGCUGCACUCAUCAUUUCUGGUCUCAAAUGCUCACGUGAAUCUCUGGCUGAAAAGAAUUUUAACUUCAUUUUAGUGCUUCCUUGUUCAUGUAAAGCUCUUCAAGUGAUUGAAGAUGCUGCGUCUUUAUUCUUGAACAAAAUGCUGGUAAUGUAAAUAGAUGUAAUCACUGUAAGAGGUCCUAUGAUUUCCUUCAGAAGCACAGAACUCCUGCUUCAUGUCAGCACUUAGACGUCCUCUUAUACCUCCUGAUCAAUCAUUAUUUCUGUACGAGGAUUUGCAGCGUUACCUUUGAACUGGUUCCAUCUCCUCCUGUGUCAUUUUGAGGUUGAAACGAUGGCGUCAUCAGAGUAACGGUCGCCAUCAUGUAAAACGGUUGAAAAGUCCUUUUAAAGAUAAAAGUGUGUGCCUGAUGUUGUUGGUUUUUGCCUUGUCAGACGGUGCAGCUAAAGACGGUCAUGUUAGUUCACUAAAUGACUCGGUGCCAUUCUGAACAAAAUCACCUCUCUGUUUUCUCUCCUCUCUGUUCUUAUGUUGUUUCCACCCUGCAGUGCCCUUAUUGUGUUACUGAAAGCCUCUCUGAUGUCGUCAUGAGACCUCAGAGCUCACAUGACCAUACUCCCAUUAUGUGGUGUUUGUCUUUGUUGUGGCACACAGUAAUAUUUAUGUUCCUAUACUGUAAUAACCAAGUUUUUGUGUUUUUGACUGUUUUUUUGCUCUUAAAAGUGAAGUGAAAUCGGGGAGAUUUGGUAAAAUAAUAUUCAUAUUUCUACAGCUUUAAAUGAGAAAGGGAGGAACAUUAAUGUUGAGACUUCAUCACGCCUUAUUUAUCUUUUUUUAAAGAUAAUUUCCAUGUUAUGGUGUUGGAUGUGGGGCGGCACAGUGGUGUAGUGGUUAGCACUGUCGCCUCACAGCAAGAAGGUCCUGAGUUCGAAUCCGGCUCAGGGUGUUUCUGUGUGGAGUUCACAUGUUCUCCCUGUGUGUGCGCGUGGGUUUCCUCCCACAUCCCAAAAACAUGCCUAAGUGGGGUUAUGUUAAUUGGCCACUUUCAAAUUGCCCGUAGGUGUGAAUGUGGGCGUGGAUGGUUGUUCAUCUCUAUAUGUCAGCCCUGCGAUGAAGUGGCGACUUGUCCAGGGUGUCCCCUGCCCUCGCCCAAAGAUGCUGAGAUAGGCUCCAGCGACCCCGGGAACGAGAAUAAACAGUAGAAAAUGGAUGGAUGGUGUUGGAUGUGAGGGUUGACAUUGAGACUAAACCUGCUUAAGCAGACAGAUGACAAGACCAGCCAAUACUGCUUUAUCUCGUUAACUCUUACAAGACUGAAAUGAGCACAGAGAGUUCUCAGUACAUGGUGGAGCUUUUUAUUUCUGUGUAUUUUGAUGCAAAAUACCAUCACAUACUUUCUUUCUACAUUACAUAUAGUCUCAUUUUCUUACUUUCCCCGGGACAUUUUCUUCAUUCUGUCAAACUUUCACAAAUCAGAGGAGCUAAAACAACAGAAACUUCUCUAAAGCAUCAAUCAGAGAUAUUUGCUCUUUGCAGAAUAAGUGAAAAAAACCCUCUUCAUUAGAACCUCCUGAUGUCUGCAUAGUUAACAGAUCAGCUGCAGGGGAAACAUUUCAAUCAAACCAACAUCCUGCAGCAGGAUCACGUGCGGUCCGACUAUGACCUUAAACGAUGAUUCUGGUUGGCUGUGGUCGACGCUCCAAUGCAGCAAAGUGACUCAGCAGGUUUGAUAUAUGGCCCCCAGGAGAGAACCCCCGCCCCCCCGCCAGUUACAAUAGCCAAUGAGGUGAGUCCGGGAGCGCCCCCUCCCUCUGCCCAGCCUGCGACGGGUCGAUUUAGUUGUUUAAAAGCCAAUACAACAGGGAGCGGCUAAUAGACGAAUUUAUUACCAAGAUUUACAAUCUCUGUAUUCACUGAUUGUCAUGUUGUUAAAACUACAUCUGAACUGUCUCCUGAGCAACUUUAUCUCACACAAACAUACCAUGUGACCUCCCAAUGAUAAACAUGUCUCCAGAAUAAAAGUCUGCAGUUGAAUUUAUGAAUUAGUCCAGGCAGAAAUAUGACAAGGUUAAACAUCUAUCAGCAGCUAUAUCUGUCACAUCUGAAACAUUAGACUUCUCUGCAGUCUCAUCCAUCCCGCAUCCCCUUUCCCCUCUUCUUCCUCCUCCUCCUCCUUCCCCUCCUCCUCCUACUGCAGAAGCGCAAACCCAGUCAGUUGAAGCCACGCCCGUCCAUCCUUUUCCUCUAAGCACCGUGCAAACAAAAAACAAAGAGCUGCAAGUUCAGACACAACACCAGAAUAACUGCGGAGAAAGUGAUGCAUUAAAGAAAUCCAAACCCUCCCAGUCUGAUCAAUGUGAGCUAUAGUUGGACUGUUGUUCAAGACAUAUUUAUAGACUUGUAUCUAUUUUAAUAUCAAUAUUAAAUGUAUCAUCCACAUGCAGUCAGUGCUGUAAAAAAAUGUGAGCACAAAACCUUCAAUAUGCAGGCAGCAAAGUGAGCUUCAUGUUGGUAUGUGGUCAGACUUGGAGAACAGUAGCAGCCCCAGUUCUCAGUUAUUUCUUCUUUUAUUUUCAUCCAGUUUAGGUUCAGUAGUCGUGAUAAAACUGGAGCUACACCUAACUGUUGUUUUCAUCAUUCAUACCAAUAAUUUUCUGGAAUAAUCAUCUUUUGUUUGUUAAAUAUUUGAAAAAGGGUUAAAAAAAAGAAAUCUCAAAAGUCAUGUUUGUAUUUUUAAGAACAGGAAGAAAUUCAUUUUAAAAUGAUAUAAAACAGAGAAGAAAAGGGGCCCCUGAAGUUUCAUACUGUGGUAAGUUAAACCUUCAUACAGAAGACAUUUAAUGUAAGUUAUUAACCUGUGUGAACUAAGCACCAGCAAUGAUUCUGAUUGCCACUGUUUGUCAUUAAAUGUUGUUAACCACUAAUUCGCUGUAUUGAUUUUGUACAUACUUUGUAGGGCAUUUUUUGAGAUCAUUUCAGUGAAACUGGUCUUUUGCAUGGAAUGAAAGUCUCUUUUUUUCCCAGGAAAGGCUGCGGGAAGAGCUGAGCAAUUUGGCCAGCCAAAUAAAAUCUAGUUCAGAGGCCAGCCAGCGCUCAAACGCUGUGAGGCACUGAAGUAUUAAAAGGUUGAAGGACAGUCACACUUAGCCGAUGCAGUUUUCGACCCCUGAUCUUUUCGCAGCAAGCUUGAUGCACAGUUUAAUCAAAGUUUCUCAUACUUCUUUAAAAUAAACAAAACAAAUGACCAAGUAGUAACACCAAACAGGUUUUUAGACCUUGGGUGAUUAGCUCACUUACUCAUCCAAAUGUUUAUUGAAUGCACCGAAAGUCUCAUGUGAGGCUGGUUUGUCUGAGCCAAAUGUCUGUUAUCAGGGGAUAAACCCAAAUUUUUCCACAUGCAGGCUUGCACAGAUAAAGCACAGUGUCACAUUCCUGGAGUCAAUAGUGUAAACUUGGGCAUUAACUCUAGCAGCCAUGUUGCUCUUUUGGUAGAGAGUAAACUGGUAGAGAAGGUGCAAACUGCAAGAAGCAGCUGAGGAAAGAAAAUCAAAUCUUUUGCUUCCAAAACAUUUUCUGAGUCACAAAUAAUUGGUUAAACUGAUUUUAUCUCCUAGCCCUAGUUGAGACUGCACCUCAUGGUUUGUUGAUGCAUCAAAAUGAUCUCAUUGUCCGGCUCACCACAUGAAGCUUCAGCAGCUACACUCUAGCUUCAACAUUAAUCUCUGUGGUAUCACAUCGGCCCACAAGUAACUUCAUUAUUGCUUAAAGUUUCCAUUACGAUUCCCUUUUAUUAUCACCUCUACGUAUUUUAUCUGCCUCUGUUGUCACCAGAAUAAAUCAUGUGUUGCAGCCAGAGGUGAAAGUCCAUUUCUGGUUCAUCAAACAUGGCAAAAGAGAAGACUUUCCAAAUGACUGUCAGUCAAAUAACUUUUGCACUCAAGAGAAAACCAUCGCAUUUACAGAACUUCAGCGGCUCCACAGGGAGAGCAUAAACACUGCAGAUCUGAAACUUGGCAUUUCCUGCAAUUUUUACGCAAACUAAUCAUCCCAGUAGUUCUUUUUGUACGGUGGCCCUAAAGGUCAAUGUCAAAUACACGUCAAGAGGGCAACAAAUAUUUCAUUAAAAAAACACAAACAUUUUACAAAUCAGAAAUGUUUCACAUGGACAUAAAUCAUAUUUUAAAAUAUGUUUUAAAUAAAUAUAAAGAUAUCAGAAAACAGCUUAAUCAGAGAACCAAAACAUGUUGAAAAUGAAAAUAAAUUAAAACAAAUUUAUCUGAGAAAAAAACACAUUUAAGAAAGUAAAAAUACUUCGAAAGACAUAUAACAUUAGGGUAAUUUGUAUUAUCAAAUAGAUUUAUGUUUUUACAAUUCUUGUUUUCUCAAAUAUAUUUUGGGUUCAUUUUUGUGUUUUUAAAGUUUUUCUAAUUUUUGAAAUAUUGACCUUCUGAGCCACAAAAGUAUCAAACGAUCAACUUGUUGAUGUAUUUACUUGACUGCUUUAUGCAUAAUAAUUCCUUCUUUUACUGAAAAACAAUAUAAAUCAUCCACAGAUAUUCAGUGAAAGACUGUAUAAAACAGAGAAUGCAUCAGUUCUCUUGUUAUCUGAGGUGCUGUAAAAACAUGCUGGUGCUGAUUUUAUGUUUCUGUUGAUCAUUCAGUUCAAAUGCCGACUAAUCCUUGCAGCUCUGUUUGAUAAAAACACUUUUUUUCUCUCUAUAAAGUCAUUAAUAAUAUGAAAUCCCUCUAAAAGUGUCUCUAGCUUUAAAAUGGAGUUUUUUUUUAAUCUUGUUUAGUGUUCACUGUACUGCUGAUACAAAAAGAUGGAAGCAUGUGGGACUGCAGCAACAGAGAAAGAGGAGCCAAGCUUCCUAAAGCGCUGUGGUUAGCAUGAAAUCAUGCUGCAUUUAGAGCAUUAGGUAAUUAAAAUGUAACUCCAGCAGCUCCAUCCAGUCACCUGCAGAUCUGCACUCAGAUCCAUGAAACCAAGAGGCAAACAAAAAUAUCUUUAUACAUUUUUGUGAUACUGACUCAGUCGGAGAAUAUUUGUCUGAAUUAUCUUGCAGUUUGUUACAGUGAUUUAAAAAAACUCAAAUUAAAUAAAAGUCCUAAAAACCCUAAAGGCCUUUCUCUUGAAGAGAUGCUGUUAAACAAGAUUCAUUCAUUACUGAAGUAAAUCCAAUUAAAGGCGGCUCAGCUCAAGUGAUGAUUCUUUGAAGAGGUUCAGUGGUCAUGAAUCGUGCGAUGAAUAAAUCUGGAGUUAAAUGAAAGUGUGAAUCGUUAUGCAGACAGACAGUUUUAGCCUGUCCAUCUGUCCCUUAAUCACUGUGUCUCAUUUUCCUCUGAAAAGUGGAGAUUUAAUUAAAAAAGGGGGGUUUGUGAAUAAAAUAAAAAGCAUGAAAAAAACUUGCUGUGAUCAAAAAACAGACAUGCAUCCAAAAAUUUUAUUCACUCCAUGUUCCCAUCAGAGUAUUUUCCUCAAGAUCUCAACUCAACAUCAGAUGAUUAGAACUUUCAUAUUCAAAAAUCAAAUAAACAGAGUAUGGCUUUCAAUUAUGCCAAAUGAGAAAUUAAAAAGAAAAAAUUAAGGACAUAAGGACUUGUUAAAACGUGAUUUUUUACAAUAUGUUUUUAAUUUUAAAAAAUUUGAAUUAAUUGAAUUAUAUCAAAUCUCAUAGUAUUUCUCUUAUUUAUGGUAUAAAAUGUCCUUUAAGUACGGUAACCCUGAAGGUCAAUGGCACAAGUAUUUUAUAACGACAACGACAAAAGCAUUUCACACAGACGCAAAGUAUGUUUAAGAAAACACAAACAAAUGAUAUAAACAUUGAAAAUUUUAGAACUAAAAAAUAAGGUUAAAAAACAGAAAAAUAUUUGGAGACAAAUUUUUGAAAACACAAAUGAGUUUUUUUAAAUGUACAUUUGUUUCCAUAAUAGUUUCACACUUAAAUCAUUUAAUUGUGUUUCCUUAAAAACAUACUUUGUGUUUUGCAAAGUUCUUUUGUGUUUUAUGAUUUUUUUAAAUAUCUUUUCUGAAAUAUUUGUGCUAUUGACCUUCAGGGCCACCUUUAGUAAGUCUUGAUAUAAGCCACAUUCAUCUGACAAGUCCAGACAAACAAAAAGAUUUUACCAGAUCUUUAAGAUUCUUUCAGAUAAAUUCACUCGCUUAGAGUCAGAUCUGAGUUUGUACAGUAAAGCACGAGAAAGCCAGUGAUGAAGUUUACACAUAAAACCUCAGGAAACAACUAAAAGUUUCUUCUUCUUCUUAGAGUAAAAUGGAGCAAAUAAAAAGUUUGAAUACACGUCCCCUUGUGCCCCAGCAGUCCAAACCCUUCGAUCCCAUUAGCUUAUAAAACAGACGUAUAUGUCAUUUACCAAGUAAACCAGAAAAGUGAACAGGCAUCCAGGCACAGUCUGGACGAGAAAUGCUCUCUUCAGAUAAAUAUGAGAUUAAAAGCGCUUCUCUACAUUAGCAGGUUAGACUACAGACCUUAAGCAAGCAUUUAUAAAGUGAUUUAAGAUAAAGACCUGAACAUGAUUCUCCUCUGUGCAACUUGGAGCAGUAUCAGAAACAUCUUUGGUGCCCUCCAUCUGUCUUCAUGUCCCGUUAUUCCCCUUAGCUCCAUAGAAGUUAUCACAUGAGAGCGUAUAAAAACUCGUUUUACAUUCACAGUCAGUCUUUCAUAAACAAGCAUCAGCAAGAAAAACCUGUGAAGAUGAGAAGCUACUGUUUAAUGCAUAUUGCCAAAAGCUGGAAACCCCCUGCUCUUAUCAAAAUGGUAUGGUCCACCUGCACGUUCAGUACAGUCCUGGAGAUGGAUCCACUUUAAGGUGUUCUGGAGCAGGGGUGUACGAAGUAUGUUGUUUCAGAUAAAACUCUGAUAGUUCAGUUUGUAUGUGGUCUCUUAAAUAACCAUCAGACGAUGGAGAGUUCAAGCCCGACUCUCUGCUAGGUUUUCACCAGCGGCUGCUCUGAAAUGUCCUCAGGGGUUUUUUCUCCUUCACGAGAUUUUUUCCUCUUCUUAUGACCUGAGGAGACAAGACAUGUUCAAGGGGACAGCUAGGUAAAGGUUAGGUCUCAGGGGUGCUGGUUUAGCUCAGUUUAUAGAGUAGGCACCCCAAGUAUGGAGUUUACAGGCCUUGGUAGACUGGCCCUUGGAUGAACCCAUGUCAGUUAGUUACACAUGUGUUGGAUAAGCUGCUCAUUUUCUACCAUUUGGUUAAGUAAUAUUUGGUUUCACAGUAAAAAUGCAAUAUUUUGGUUCUUUAUCUACCUGUUCAAUUAAAGUUUACUUAUGGUUAA
This is a messenger RNA of Xyrichtys novacula (pearly razorfish), 15696 nucleotides long. The record is from the annotation of a GenBank genome assembly. NCBI's taxonomy places the organism in Eukaryota, Metazoa, Chordata, Actinopteri, Labriformes, Labridae.